Molecule: messenger RNA, 756 nt
Organism: Triticum turgidum subsp. durum (durum wheat)
Lineage: Eukaryota; Viridiplantae; Streptophyta; Magnoliopsida; Poales; Poaceae
Source: the annotation of a GenBank genome assembly
AUGGAGGAGGCGGAAGCUCCUCUCCCCUUCCCCACGGAGAAGCUCUCCAUGGAUCCAAAUCGGGAUGUGGGGAAUCGAGGUGGCGUCGUGCUGGUGGCCACCGGGAGCUUCAAUCCCCCCACCUACAUGCACCUGCGCAUGUUCGAGCUGGCGAAGGACGAGUUGCAGCAGCGAGGGUACUGUGUUUUGGGUGGGUACAUGUCCCCGGUGAACGAUGCGUACAAGAAGAAGGACCUCUUGCCGGCUGCUCACCGGGUUCGCCUCUGCGAAUUGGCAUGUGGAAGCUCGUCUUUCGUGAUGGUUGAUCCCUGGGAGGCAAUGCAGAAAGGUUAUCAGCGCACCUUGACCGUUCUCUCGAGAGUUAAGAACUCUCUGUGCAAGGACGGUUUAGCUGAUCAAGGUAAUCUCAAGGUAAUGCUUUUAUGUGGUUCUGACCUGCUUGAAUCAUUCAGCACACCAGGGGUUUGGAUUCCAGAUCAGGUUAGGUCCAUAUGUAAAGACUUCGGUGUUGUUUGUAUACGUAGGGAAGGGAAAGAUGUUCAGAAGCUAAUAUCCAACAGCGAGACGCUGCAAGGAUGCAGGGAUAACAUCAUUUCGGUUGAUGAGAUUGUGCCAAAUCAGAUCAGUUCAUCCAGAGUAAGAGAAUGUAUAAGAAAACAUCUCUCAGUAAAGUAUCUUACUUGCGAUGAGGUAAUCGAGUACAUUAGAGAGCACAAACUGUACAUGGAAACUGAAGAGAGUGGUACCAGAUCAUGA